UACCCACCGUCGCAGUCGGAUAUAGUUACGCUUACUCGAAAUCUCCUGAUAGCUCCGACAUCGAUUCUCAUGCCGAGCCUGACAUCAGAAACGAUGGGGUUCAGGGAAGAAGUCCAUCAUAUGUAUCAUUAAUAUUCCAUUAUAAUAGGAACGUCUCACGAGUCAUUCCCGGUUUGUUUUACCGCCCUCUCCUUCCACUGUAUCUGCGACGAGGCCCGUCGCGACUCAGAGCGUUCGCUGCGCGUGUUGCUGUAAAUAUUCCCUGACAUGUCGAACGCCAGCUCUUCUGCAACCGCCUUGCCGGCUCUGGAUAAUACGAUGGGUAUGUUGUAUUUAAGUGCCCUGUUUGCUAUGGGCCUUUGGGGCGCUGGAACGGUCCAGAUGUAUUUUUAUUAUACUACGUACCCCGCAGACUCGCGAUGGCUAAAGUACCUAGUUGCCGUGACCUGGUGUGCGGACACCGCAAAUCAAGGGCUCAUUAGCCAAUUGGUGUACACAUACCUUGUCACAAAUUUCGCGAAUCCUGCCUAUCUAUCUGCUUUACAACCCACGCUCCUUCCAAUGAUGUUCUUAACUGGCAUAAUUGCUUUACUUGCCCAAACUUUCUUCUGCUGGCGAAUUUGGCGUCUCAGCAACGGGAAUAUCUGGUUGACUGGGGGCACAUAUAUUGUGUGCUUCGCCUCUUUUGUUUCAACGAUGGUUUUUUACGGAAUGACGGCUGACUAUAAUGAGUUCGCACAGUUGAUUCCGCUACAUCCUUAUAUGCAUGCUCUCAAUGUCCUGAGCGCUGCAUCGGACGCUAUAAUAGCCGUGGUGCUAGUAUACCUUCUGCGCAAACAAAGAACCGGAUAUCGCAAGACCAACUCCAUGAUCAACCGCCUCAUCCUCUUUACUCUCAACACAGGCGGCAUCUGCGGAUUAUGCGCAAUCCUCACACUCGUAUUCAACAUCGUAUACCCCGAUACAUAUAUUUAUAUGUUGUUCUAUAUCAUUGUAUGCAGAGUGUACCUGAAUUCCCUCCUUGCGACGUGAGCAUUCUGAAAUCAACCGUUCGCAGCCCUUGUUUUGACCCUAAUUCUGUCCAUUCAACAGAUUGAACUCCAGGGAAACGAUCCGUGCAAUUGGCAAUGCGACUAUCAUCAACUCUAUGCCCAAUUUCUCGAAUCAAGACUCCAUCAGUUUGUCUUUUGUUGGCGCACACGGUCAUCCGGAAUUGGGACUGGGGUCUUCUGGUACUACGGAGAAUGACCGAGAUUCCAAGACGGUCGGAGGAUCUCGCACUAAUGAUGGUCAUCCGGAGUCGAAAAUA
Desarmillaria tabescens is the source of this 1309-nucleotide messenger RNA. RefSeq lists its product as uncharacterized. The transcript is spliced from 9 exons. NCBI's taxonomy places the organism in Eukaryota, Fungi, Basidiomycota, Agaricomycetes, Agaricales, Physalacriaceae. Bases 268 to 1032 code for a protein of 254 amino acids. The record is from RefSeq and is a predicted model, not a curated record.